Magnolia sinica is the source of this 950-nucleotide messenger RNA. RefSeq lists its product as uncharacterized. Bases 131 to 736 code for a protein of 201 amino acids. The record is from RefSeq and is a predicted model, not a curated record. The transcript is spliced from 4 exons. NCBI's taxonomy places the organism in Eukaryota, Viridiplantae, Streptophyta, Magnoliopsida, Magnoliales, Magnoliaceae.
ACAGAAAGAAAUAGAUACAAGAUUGCACGUCUGACAAAUGCAAUUUCAAACCCUAGGUUUUCACGAACCCUAGAAAACUGCUCGAUCAUCGUCGAAAUUGGACAGAUCUUCGUCGAAAUCCGUCCGUCUAAUGCAACGACAGGAUGCGGCUCCCUCUGCCCCGAUAGUAAUGACGGCGGCAGCGGCAGCGGCGAGCCCUUCCGACGAGGAGCCUACCUCAAUCUUCGAUCUCUACAAGAUCGAUCUCGUCCCUUCGGAGCUGUUCUUGAAGUUCCGGAAGGAGAUCGAGGGAUUCCGUGCCGGAGUCAAUCUGGAGUUCUAUAAUUUCCAGGGCAAUGAUUACCGGGCAAAGCUGGUUUUAAAGCCUCUAACUCCCGAUCGCAGAUGGAAGUUCAUAUACGAGCCUCUACAUGGAGAUAUACGACUUCUCUCGAAUAAGAUUUCCUUAACCAAAUAUCUUAAUCUUCAGGUUGGGAUAGGCCACAGUUUCCCUUGCAAUGCAAUUGGGUGGACUUGGAAACUUUCAACAUGCCUGGGUGGCGAUGGCGUUUCACAGAUCCGAAACAAGUCAUCAAUCGGCUUGUUCCCAGGAUUCGACCUGCGGAUUGGUUGGAGGGCUGACUACAUCCUGCCUGCGAUCAAUGGGGCCCUGGGCACUGGUGAGCCAGUUGUCAGCAUGAACUAUGGGCGCUUGCAAGCAUCCUUAGAUCGAGUGGAGGCCAUCGUCACAACAUGAUUGUACAUCUGUCUCAGGCUGAAUUCCUUGUUUCUACAGUUUCCAGUUUAAGGAAUGGUAAUUUAUAGGGCACCCCAGCCGAACACUCAUGCCAAUGCAGUCUAUGUGUCUGAGAUUGUAGACACAUUUGUACGGCAACUUUCAUUUAUCAGGCGGCCAAACAUACAAAGAAAUGGGUGGUUGGGAAAAUGGUAGCCAACAGUCUUGCCUUCAA